Messenger RNA from Aureococcus anophagefferens, 219 nucleotides. RefSeq lists its product as hypothetical. The transcript has a single exon. The annotation marks the transcript as partial. The record is from RefSeq and is a predicted model, not a curated record. Gene Ontology annotation, molecular function: calcium ion binding. Lineage: Eukaryota; Pelagophyceae; Pelagomonadales; Pelagomonadaceae.
AACGACUUCACGCCGCUCGAGUUCGAGGAGAUCGUCGACCUCUUCCAGGAGUACGACCGCUCCGGCGACGGCGAGAUCAACUGCGACGAGCUCUUCGACAUGAUGCGCGCCCUCGAGAUGGACCACAGCGUCGACAAGGCCGCGCAGCUCAUGAAGGACAUCGACGCGGACGGGUCCGGCCAGCUCGACUUCGGCGAGUUCUGCGCGCUGCUCGCGAAG